Nannochloropsis gaditana CCMP526 is the source of this 1656-nucleotide messenger RNA. Its product is annotated as periplasmic binding protein. Bases 1 to 1656 code for a protein of 551 amino acids. The transcript has a single exon. The record is from RefSeq and is a predicted model, not a curated record.
AUGCAUCGUGUUGCCUUCGGCGCAAUGGCCUUGGCGAGCCUAUCCGCCUACACAAGUGCAGGAUCCGUGGAGGAGUGCCUCGCACCCGCGACAUUCAGUGCAUCCAAAGACUAUUUCCCUUCCGCGGCCGGUGCCACCGUCGAUGAAGCCCGUAAGUUUACUAUUGAAUACGAUCAGGGGUACAAAGUGGUGACCAACAAGGCAGGCAAGCGACAGUACGUGCUCUAUCGGUGCGGAGCCCCCGAGCCGGAUGUCAGCGCUCUGACCCUCCCUGCCGGCUAUGAGCGCCGCAUCCUUUCCGUGCCCGCCCAGAAAGCUGUAACGGCUGAAACUGUCAGCUACGACUUUCUGAACCUCCUUCAGAACGACAAGACGGACAUGGGCGUGACCGAUCGUCUCAUCUCGCUUUCUCCGUACUCCGUGGAUGCCUGUGCUCAAAAAGCUCUGACCUGCAGCAACAAUGUCAUGUCCCCUGGUUUGAAUGCAGCGGUGCCCGGCUGGGGCGCCAAGCCGGAAGAAUAUGAUGCCCUGAUGAACGAGGCCAACGUCUACUUCGAUUACUCGGAGUCUUACAAGGGGACGGGUGCCACGGAUAAAACAGUGAUCUUCUCUGCCACCUCAGAGACCAGCUUGUUGGGGCGCGGGGAGUGGCUCAAGUUUGCAGCUGCUUUUUUCAACCUGGACGGCGUGGCAGAGCAGAAGUUUGAUCGGACCCGGGAGAAGUACUACGAGCUCUCGGAUGCCGCCAAGGCCAAUCCGAGCCGCCCCAAAGUGUCUUUCGUGAACGUCGACACGUACGGUGACAGUACCGUGGAUUACUUUAUGAUCGAUGUGGCUGGCUACAAACGAAGCGCGGUCCUGGAUGCCGGCGGAUACAUUGCCAAUGUGGAAGACUUUGUGGGCGCCCCUAAUGUGAGCUUCCCGAGCACCAUGCGGGCCGCCAGAUGGGCCGUGCCGAAGGAAGCCGGAGCAGAGAGGGAGGCGGCCAUCAAGGCCUUCGCCGCCAACCUGAAAGACACGGACAUCCUGAUCGACGAACGCUACUCCCCUUCCGUCCUCUCGCGCGACGAGUCCCUGGCCGCCUACGGUCUCUCUGGUAACGACAUGGAGUACCCAUUCAUCGCGCACGGGAAACUCUACCGCGAGGACCGAACCGGCUCGGCCACAGGCAGCGCCUGGUUCGAAUCGGGCGUCUCGCGUCCCGACAUUGUCCUGAUGGAUUUCAUCAAGGUCAUCCAGCCUUCCACGCCUGCCGUUGCCAGCCACGAGCGAGUCUUUCUGCGCGAUUUGGCACAGGGAGAGACCAAGCAGGUUGUGACGGCGGCGGAAUGCGAGCGGGGCUACCCCGUAUGCGGCUUGUCUUUGGCAGACAAGGCUGCCGCCAUUUGCUCCAGUGACCAAUUUAAGACCUGCUCGGACGGCAGCAAGGUGUUUUUGACCCCCUCCUCGGACUGCACGCGCUUCCAGGCCUGUCCCAUGCGCAGCAUGAGCAACUACACCGGGCUCCCCGCUUCGUCCAACAUCAUCUUGGCCGUGUUUAUGUCUUUCGUCGGCCUCGUUCUGAUUGCGGCAGGCUUCUACUUCGGAAGGAAGAAGGCACGCACCACGAGCCCCGGAGGCUUGACUCCCAAUGGGAAUGCUGCCACCUUGCAUUAG